AUGUGCCAGGGAUUUCUCACGCUGCGCUGCGUCAAGCAGUACCUUUUGCUUCGUCGUGGAGAAGAUCGCAAGGCCACGGCCUUCUCCGAGGAGGGAGCGGGAUCCGGCUUCAUCGCCGAGCCUGGCAGGAAUAUCUCGAAGAGCCUCUACCGGGGACACCACAAGCUCUACGAGCUGGAGCGCUUGCUGCGUGGCGAGAGACUGGUGGUUGCUCUGGUUGGGGAGGAGCGAGGCUCUGUGCUGCAGCUGCGCUCCCGGCCGUCCAGCAGCUUGGGGGAACCGCGCGCGCUCCUCGUGGAGACGGAGGCGUGGCUGCAGCCCCUCCGCGGCAGGGCGAGGGAGGCCGAGGCCACCGCAGCGUUGCUUGCCAAGGUGGAUGCGCCCGCCUUGUGUGGCUGGCUGCGCGGUGUCAGGGAGCGGCUUGCGCAGCAGGCCGCCGCGGGCGCCCCUUGGUGA
Prorocentrum cordatum is the source of this 456-nucleotide messenger RNA. The record is from the annotation of a GenBank genome assembly. Lineage: Eukaryota; Dinophyceae; Prorocentrales; Prorocentraceae.